Messenger RNA from Drechmeria coniospora, 519 nucleotides. Its product is annotated as glucosamine 6-phosphate N-acetyltransferase. Gene Ontology annotation, biological process: UDP-N-acetylglucosamine biosynthetic process. Bases 1 to 519 code for a protein of 172 amino acids. NCBI's taxonomy places the organism in Eukaryota, Fungi, Ascomycota, Sordariomycetes, Hypocreales, Ophiocordycipitaceae. Gene Ontology annotation, cellular component: endoplasmic reticulum-Golgi intermediate compartment; Golgi apparatus; endoplasmic reticulum. The record is from RefSeq and is a predicted model, not a curated record. The transcript has 2 exons. Gene Ontology annotation, molecular function: monosaccharide binding; glucosamine 6-phosphate N-acetyltransferase activity.
AUGGCACGAGGCCUCUUCCCGGCGUCGCUCAUCGAUGCCGACGUGGCCGCCUCCCUCCCCGACGGGUUCGCCAUCCGACCGCUCGCGAGAGACGACUACGCCAAGGGCUUCCUCGACUGCUUGGGCGAGCUGACGUGGACGGGCGACACGACUGUCGACGAGUUCGACGAGCGGUACGACGAGCUCGACUCCCAAGGCAAGGGGCCGUACUACUACCUCGUCAUCGAGCACCGAGGCCGCAUCGUCGGCACCGGUCUCGUCCUCGUCGAGAAGAAGUUCAUCUGGAACCGCGCCAGCGUCGGCCACGUCGAGGAGAUUUGCAUCGCCGAGCACCACCGGGGCAAGGGGCUGGGCCGUCGGAUGAUGAUGGCGCUCGACUCGGUAGCCCGCAACGUCGGAUGCAGAAAGAGCCUGCUCAACUGCAGCCCCGAGAAGCGGGACUUUUACGCCAAGUGCGGCUACGAAGCGGGAGGCAUGGAGAUGAAGCGUCCAUUUGUCGACGAUGCCGAGAGGGAGUAG